GAGGCAGCUGGCGAGCGGUUGAUCGCACGCUCCGAGAUCGAAUCAGUUCGAGAUUCGCUGGUCAGAGAAUCACUGGCUGGAGGUUGCUGCAGCUGCAACCUGGUUCCGUUUCCAACCAGAUUGUUGCACAAUCGAACGGGUUCUCCGGGCGUAUACGCAACGCGUCGCUUUAUUAAGUUGCGCAUACGUCACCGUGCCGCGACCGUUGAACUUCUUGCCAGUUAUCGUACGACACUCGACGGUUGACAACGCUAAAUCUCAGGUAUAACACCUGCUCACCGACGCUAAAUAUGGGAUACGACGACGUCAUCACCCACCUGGGUGAAUUCGGACCGUAUCAGAAGCGCAUUUACUACCUUCUCUGCCUGCCAGCCAUAGUCUGCGCUUUCCACAAGCUGGCGGGGGUUUUUCUCCUUGCCAAACCCGACUUUCGAUGUGCUCUGCCCUACGAGAACGGGAGUAGCUAUGAGUUAUCACCACACCUGUGGAAUCUCUCGUAUCCGCAAGACGAGAGGUGUGCCUACUACGAUGUUGAGUACACGGAGGAGUACCUGAAUGGCAGCCUGGCUAGGACUACCAAUGCGACUAAGAGCUGUUCUCGAUACGUUUACGAUCGGAGCAAGUACCUCAACAGUGCCGUCACCGAAUGGGACAUGGUCUGCAACCGGAGCCUGCUGAGUGCCACUAGUGAUUCCCUCUUCAUGUUGGGCGUGCUCCUGGGCAGCUUCAUUUUUGGCCAAAUGUCUGAUAAGCUGGGACGUAAGCCCACCUUUUUCGCUUCGUUGGUGCUCCAGCUGAUCUUUGGCGUUUUGGCAGCCGUGGCUCCUGAGUACUUCAGUUACACUAUUUCUCGGAUGAUUGUGGGUGCCACCACCUCUGGUGUUUUUCUGGUGGCCUAUGUGAUUGCCCUGGAGAUGGUGGGCUCCUCCUAUCGCCUUUUUGCCGGAGUGGCCAUGCAGAUGUUCUUCUCUGUGGGCUUUAUGCUCACAGCUGGCUUUGCCUACUUCAUCCACGACUGGCGUUGGCUGCAGAUUGCUCUGACUUUGCCUGGGCUCCUAUUCAUUUGCUACUACUGGAUCAUUCCGGAGUCUGCCCGUUGGCUUUUGAUGAAGGGUCGCCAAGAGGAGGCCUUUGUGAUUAUCAAAAAGGCAGCCAAGGAAAACCGGGUUGAAAUACCCAGUGAAAUCUAUGAGCAGCUUGUGGAAGAGGUGGCCGAAAAGAAGAAGCUGGACGAGCAGACGGCCUCUCAGCCAGCGGCUACCGUAUUUGAUCUCCUUCGUUACCCAAAUCUUCGCCGGAAAACCUUGCUGAUUUUCUUCGAUUGGUUUGUAAACAGUGGUGUUUACUAUGGCCUCUCCUGGAACACGAACAAUUUGGGUGGAAAUCAGCUAGUUAACUUUGUAAUCUCUGGUGCCGUGGAGAUUCCCGCCUAUACGCUGCUCCUCUUCACCCUCAACCGUUGGGGUCGUCGUUCUAUCCUAUGCGGAACCAUGUUGAUUGCCGGGGUCAGUCUGCUGGCCACCAUCUUUGUGCCGAGUGACAUGAACUGGUUGAUAAUUGCCUGUGCCAUGAUAGGAAAGCUGGCCAUUACCUCUUCCUACGGAACCAUUUACAUCUUCUCGGCGGAACAGUUCCCGACAGUGGUAAGGAAUGUGGGUCUGGGAGCCUCCUCUAUGGUGGCUCGAGUUGGUGGAAUCCUGGCUCCAUAUCUCAAGUUACUGGGUGAGAUCUGGCGUCCAUUGCCGUUGAUCAUCUGUGGAGCUCUGUCCCUGAUCGCUGGAUUGCUGUCUCUACUCCUACCGGAGACCCUGAACAAACCCAUGCCAGAGACCAUCGAGGAUGGCGAGAACUUCGGCAAGAAGCAGGCACCACAAGAUGCCGCCGAGGAGGGUGGCACUCAAGAGCUUGACGGGAUGCUCAACGGAAAGUCAAGCUGAUUCGAGUCUGUCUUGCCGGAGACACAAACAUUUAACUCAAUCUAAACUAAUGACCUCAAUUGGCUAGCGCCCUGGUCAUUUUAACGAAUUUAAGCAUUCAGCGCAUUUCCAUUUCUUUUGAGAUAUUUCAAUACAUUCCCAUUUCUCGACUUUGUUUAUUUACCUUUACAAGCGAUUUAAUAAAAAACAAGUAAAUAUAAA
Messenger RNA from Drosophila eugracilis, 2138 nucleotides. RefSeq names its product organic cation transporter protein (gene Orct). Gene Ontology annotation, biological process: transmembrane transport. The record is from RefSeq and is a predicted model, not a curated record. Bases 291 to 1937 code for a protein of 548 amino acids. Lineage: Eukaryota; Metazoa; Arthropoda; Insecta; Diptera; Drosophilidae. Gene Ontology annotation, cellular component: membrane. Gene Ontology annotation, molecular function: transmembrane transporter activity. The transcript has a single exon.